This is a messenger RNA of Populus nigra (black poplar), 6194 nucleotides long. Its product is annotated as G-type lectin S-receptor-like serine/threonine-protein kinase SD1-1. The coding region runs from base 4651 to 6060 and encodes 469 amino acids. Gene Ontology annotation, molecular function: protein serine/threonine kinase activity; ATP binding. The transcript is spliced from 7 exons. The record is from RefSeq and is a predicted model, not a curated record. Gene Ontology annotation, biological process: protein phosphorylation. NCBI's taxonomy places the organism in Eukaryota, Viridiplantae, Streptophyta, Magnoliopsida, Malpighiales, Salicaceae.
CCACACCAGUUGCUUGGCUGCCACAUAAGCUGCUAUGUACUCUGCCUCAGCUGUGGAAUGUGCCACAACUGAUUGUUUCUUUGAAAUCCAGCUGAAAACAUUCACUCCUAAUGCAAAACAAUACCCUGAAGUACUCAUCAUGCAUUCAUCACUACCUGCCCAAUCACUGUCAGUGAAACCAACAAGCUUGUUCUCACUGUUCUUGGCAAAAUGCAUGCCCAGAUUUUUUGUUCCCUGCAAGUACCUCAGGAUUCUCUUGGCUGCCAUGAAAUGCGUUUGGCUUGGUUCCUGCAUGAACCUAGACAAAUAAUUAACAGCAAAAAGUAUAUCAGGCCGAGAAAUGGUUAAGUAUAAUAGGCUCCCAAUCAAGCUUCUAUAAACCUUCCCAUCUGCUUUUGGUGCUCCAUCAUCUUUAACAAGUUUCAGUCCCAAAAUCAUAGGGGUAGAAACUUGUUUGCAAUUUGCCAUUGCAAAAUUGGUUAGUAUCUUCUGCACAAAGGUCUUUUGGCAUAGGAAUAUUCCUUGUUUAGAUUGAAUUAUUUCCAUGCCUAAGAAAUAAGACAUCAACCCAAGCUCAUUCAUUUCAAAGACCUCCUUCAUGCUUGUUUUGAACUCUUCAAUCAGCUGCCCUUUAUCACCCGUAAUUAGAAGAUCAUCUACAUACACAGAGACCAUUAGCACAUGAUUAUCAACAUGUUUCACAUAUAGUGUUACCUCAUUGAUGCUCCUCUUGAAUCCCAAACUCAGCAAGUGAUCAUCAAGCCUACUAUACCAAGCUCUAGGAGCUUGUUUGAGCCCAUAAAGAGCUUUUUUCAAUAAAUACACUUGGUUUGGAUUUUGAUUAUCAAAACCUGCUGGUUGUUCAAUAAAUAUUUCCUCAUCUAACACACCAUUCAAAAAAGCAGAUUUCACAUCUAAUUGAAACACAUACCAGCCCUUUUGUGCAGCAAGUGCAAGCAAAAGUUUCAUUGUUUCAUGCCUAGAAACAGGUGCAAAGGUGUCUGUGUAAUCAAUCCCAGCCUCUUGAGCAUAGCCUUUUACAACCAAUCUUGCCUUGUGUUUGUUGAUACUUCCAUCCGCAUUCAUCUUUGUCUUGAAUAUCCAUUUAACACCAAUAGUUUUCUUGUUUGCAGGUCUGUCAACAAGCAUCCAGGUCUGAUUUUUUUCAAUCAUAUCAAGCUCCUCCUGCAUAGCUUUUAACCAUACCUUAGACUUCAUUGCUUCUUCAAUCUCGACUAGUUCAGCUUCAGCCAUGGAGCACCUGUUGUAAAUGUCAUCUAGUGACCUUGUCCCCCUAACAGGUGCAUCAUCUAUGUCUCUUUCAUUUUCAAGUUCAUCAUAAAAUUCUGGUUCUUCAUGUUGAACUUGAUCUGUCCAGUUGACUGCCAAAUUCUCCCAAUUCCAUGAUGCAUCUUCUACAAACUUAACAUUUCUUGCAAUUAUAACUUUGUUAGCCAUAACAUCAAAUAUUCUAUAGGCUUUAGACUUUGAACUAUAGCCUAUCAUCACACCUACAUCAGCCUUCUUAUCUAGCUUUUUUCGAUUAACAUCAUGUAUCAACACAUAACAUAUGCAACCAAAGACUUUUAAAUGCUCAACAUUGGGUUUAACAUCAUACCAGAUUUCAUAAGGAGUUUUAUCAUCCAAAACUCUUGAAAACACACGAUUUUGUAUGUAUGAUGCUGUGUUUACAGCCUCUGCCCAAAACUUUAAGGGCAUUUUCUUCUCAUACAUUAAGCACCUUGCCAUUUCCAUCAAGGUUCUGUUUUUCCUUUCACUUACCCCAUUUUGUUGAGGUGUGUAAGGCACGGUCAACUGGUGUUUAAUCCCUUCUUUCAUCAAGUAAUUCUCCAAUUGUUGGGAAGUAAAUUCUCCACCAUUAUCAGACCUUAGCAUCUUCAUUUUCAGUCCAGUUUCAAGUUCCACUUCUGCCUUGAACAACAAAAACUUAGAGAACACAUCAGCCUUGUUUUUUAAGAAAUAAAUCCAACAAUACCUGCUAUAAUCAUCCACAAAUAGCAAGAAAUACUUUGAUCCAUUCAAAGAUUCAACAUGCAUUGGCCCACACACAUCUGUGUGUAUGAGCUGCAAUUUCGAAUUUGCUCUAAAAACAGAUUUUGAGAAAGCAACUUUGGUUUGCUUUCCCAAUUGACAAGCCUCACAAAGAUUACCUUGAUCAUGUAUGCUUGGUAAUCCACGUGCCAUCUGUAACUCAGCCAUUUUGUUCAAUGCAACAUAAUUAUAGUGUCCCAACCUUUUGUGCCAAAGAAUUGAUUCAUCAUUCUUGCACAUGUUGGCAGUCCAACAUAUCUCUUUCAAAUCUGCAUUGAAGCAUCUAUUUGCCAUUUUUGCACACAACAAAAGUGUCCCCAUUUUAUCUCUAAUAACACACAUUCCAUCAUCAAAAAAUAGAGAAUAGCCAGAUUCUAAUAGUUGACCCACACUCACCAAAUUCUGAUUAAUAUUAGGCACAUACAAGACAUCAUGUAGAGUUUUUGUACCUGCCCUUGUGUCCACUGCUAUUGCUCCUUUUCCUUCAACCUUUACAAAGUCUCCAUUGCCUAUCUUCACCCUUGAUUUAUAGCUUUUAUCCAAGCUACAAAAAAUUGAGAGGUCUGCUGUCAUGUGGUUUGUGCAACCACUGUCAAUGAGCCACACUGAAUUUGUCUCCUCUGGUUUUCUGAGCAUGUUGUGCAUUGUAGCUACAAAUAAAUGCUCAUCCUUUACUGCCAAGCUUUCUUCUUCUUGAGCUUGUUUUACUUCUUCUUUUCUGUUUUUGCAAUAUUUCUGGUAGUGCCCAAACUGAUUGCAAUUUCUACAUUGCACCUUCUUGAACCAACACCAAUCUUCAGAAUGAUUGGUUUUCUUGCAAUACUUGCAUGCAGGAUAUUCCUUUCUCUCCUUCACUGUCAAGUUGUUGGGUUGCCAACUACUUGAAUUCUGGUGAUUUGGUCUCCAUUCUUUGCUUUUAUCUUUCCUUCCAAUCUGCUUGGUUCUGGAGAAGUUGUAAGAUUGCUGCUGUUUUCCUUUGUAAGCAACAAGUGCAUUCUCACUUGUUCCCUCAUUUCGAUAAGAUUGCCUUUGUUCCACUGCUUGUAAGGCAUUUACAAGAUCUUGGAAACUCAUCUCCGAGAAGUCUUUUGAGUCUUCCAAGGAACAUAUUUUAUGUUCAAACUUCUCCGGUAGACACACCAAUACUUUCUCCACAAUUCUGGAAUCAGGAAAAUCUUCCCCCAACAAUCUCACUUGAUUAACAAGUUUAGAGAUUUUUGAAGAAAAAUCUAUGAUAGAUUCUGAUUCCUUCAUCUUCAGCCCUUCAAAUUGCCUUCUCAAGUUCAUAACUUGCAUUUUUCUUGAUUUCUCAUCUCCUUGGAAUUCGGCUUUAAGCUUGUCCCAAGCUUCUUUGGCAGUCUCGCAUGCCAAAAUUCUGGAAAAUAUCUCUUCACUUACUGCAUUGUGUAUGCAGGUAAGUGCUCUAAAACCUUUGGCUCUCUCUUCAUUGAAGUACUUGAUUUGAUUCAUGGUUGGAUCAUCGUUUAGUGGAGUUGGCUCCUUGCCAUAAUCCACAUAAUCCCACAAGUCAAAUGCCUUCAAAUAAGCCUUCAUUCUCACAGCCCAGGUGCCAUAAUUCACCCCUGCAAAUGAAGGUGCAGUUGCUGAAAAACUGGCUCCAGAAUUCAUUUUUCGUUUCUCACCAAAAAAUGACUUUGAAUUCCCCUUUUUGUAAAUCUCACCUUCCACUCGUGUUUCACACAAUCCCACCUAAGAUCCUAAUUGCUCUGAUACCAAUUGUAGGAAUUAAAACGAAAAAGUCAACAAAAGUCAACAAAAGUCAACUCAGAUCAACCCAAAACCAUGCACUGUUCAGAUUCAAAUCUGGAAUUUCCAGAAAAAUGAAGAACACGGGAAGAACACUAAAAACUGAGAUUUUGCAUAAAAAUGGGCAGAAUCAAGUUGGUUACUGCCAUCCCUCUUCUUUAUUUAUAGAUAAAAGAAAUUACAAGAGUUUUAGUUGAAACCAACUUCUUCUUGUACAUGAUAAGCUAAAAUUCAAAACUUAACUUAAUCCUAAUCAGCUAAUUGAUCAACAUGAUCUGUUAACUAAGAAUAAACUGAACUCAAUCCUAAACUUGGUCAACAUGACCUUUAUUUAAAGAUAAGAUAAACUCAACCUAAUGCUAAGCUAAUUCAAUACUCAGCUAACACUAAAAACUUAAGACACAAUCUUCUAAUCUUCAAUCUUCACAGCCUUGGACUUCAUUGUCUGCAGCAGUCUUGAUUCCAUAAAAUUCAACACUCCUCCUUGGAUUCAAGACUGCACAUCCCAAGCUUUUCCCUUCCUUGGACUUCAUUGUCUGCAGCAGUCUUGAUUCCAUAAAAUUCAACAAUUUCGAGCUCCUUCUGUGGUUGGAGCAAACCCAAAGCUGGUUUCUUUACGCAACAGCAAAUACAGAUAAUUGUGAAACUUAUGCACUCUGUGGCGCAAAUGGUAUCUGUAGCAUUAACCACUCUCCAGUUUGCGAUUGCUUGAAUGGAUUUGUACCAAAAGUUCCAAGAGACUGGAAGAAGACGGAUUGGUCAAGUGGUUGCGUUAGAAAGACUGCACUAAAUUGUUCCAGAGAUGGGUUUCGGAAGCUCUCGGGUGUGAAGAUGCCGGAGACAAGAAAAUCAUGGUUCAACAGGAGUAUGAACCUGGAGGAGUGCAAGAACACAUGCUUGAAGAACUGCAGCUGUACUGCGUAUGCAAACUUGGACAUCAGGGAUGGAGGAAGCGGUUGCUUGCUUUGGUUCAAUGAUUUGAUUGAUAUGAGAACUUUCCUUCAAAACGAGCAAGACAUUUUUAUACGGAUGGCUGCAUCAGAACUAGAUAACGGUGACUCUGCAAAGGUUAAUACCAAAUCCAAAGUGAAGAAAAGGAUCAUAGUAAGCUCUGUGCUGUCUACUGGGAUUCUGUUCGUUGGCCUAUGCUUGGUCUUGUAUGUUUGGAAAAAGAAGCAGCAGAAAAACAGUAAUUUUCAAAGAAGAUCAAAUAACAAGGACUUGAAGGAAGAACUAGAAUUACCCUUCUUUAACAUGGAUGAGUUGGCUUGUGCAACAAAUAACUUUUCUAUAUCCAAGAAACUAGGAGAAGGGGGUUUCGGAACAGUUUAUAAGGGAACAUUAACAGAUGGACAAGAAAUAGCUGUUAAGAGGCUCUCUAAGAAUUCAAGACAAGGACUUGAGGAGUUCAAAAAUGAAGUCCAACAUAUUGUGAAACUUCAGCACCGGAAUCUAGUGAGGCUUCUUGGAUGCUGUAUUCAAAGUGAUGAAACGAUGCUGGUCUACGAGUUCUUGCCUAACAAAAGCUUGGACUUCUAUAUUUUUGAUGAGACUCAUCGCUUGCUACUAGAUUGGCCUAAACGCUACAACAUCAUCAACGGGAUCGCUCGAGGACUCCUUUAUCUUCACCAAGAUUCCAGACUAAGAAUAAUCCACAGAGAUCUGAAAACCAGCAAUAUUUUGUUGGAUUACGAAAUGAAUCCAAAAAUCUCAGACUUUGGCCUGGCUAGAAGUUUUGGAGAAAAUGAAACUGAAGCCAAUACUAAUAAAGUGGCUGGAACGUAUGGUUACAUAUCUCCAGAGUACGCAAAUUAUGGACUCUACUCGCUAAAAUCAGACGUCUUCAGCUUUGGAGUAUUGGUGCUAGAGAUAGUGAGUGGCUAUAGGAACAGAGGAUUCAGUCACCCAGAUCACCACCUCAACCUUAUCGGGCAUGCUUGGAUACUGUUCAAGCAAGGCAGGCCUCUGGAACUGGCUGUGGGAUCAGGAGUUGAAACACCCUAUUUGUCUGAAGUUCUACGUUCAAUUCAUGUGGGGCUGUUGUGUGUGCAAGAAAAUACAGAAGAUCGACCAAACAUAUCACAUGUGGUUUUGAUGUUGGGCAAUGAAGAUGAAUUGCCUCAGCCUAAACAACCAGGAUUUUUCACUGAAAGGGAUCUUGAUGAAGCAAGCUAUUCAUCGAGCCAGAACAAACCACCUUCGGCAAACGAAUGCUCGAUUUCAAUGUUAGAGGCAAGAUAGAUUGCUUUUAUUUUCAUUUCAAGUGAUUAAAGGCGAAUUAAUAUUCGAUAGAUGUUCUAGUUUAGGGCUGAGCAUUUCCGGUUCGGUCCGGUUUUGAACCAAAAUAAACAACCAGACCGAAUUAUUAUUUUUUU